Molecule: messenger RNA, 1176 nt
Organism: Mastomys coucha (southern multimammate mouse)
Lineage: Eukaryota; Metazoa; Chordata; Mammalia; Rodentia; Muridae
Product: protein NipSnap homolog 3A-like
Exons: 7
Coding region: 233-976 (247 amino acids)
Cellular component (GO): mitochondrion
Source: RefSeq, a predicted model, not a curated record
CAGAACCUUAUAGGACAAAAGACUAGCAAGGAGUCAAAGCUGAUAUCACAGACCAUACCGGUUGGCCCUCUGCUACCCGGAGAAGGGAGGGUGGAGUCGCUCCUCCGAGCCCCGCCCAGUCCAGCACGGACUAAACUGAGCAGGAACAGGCACCAGAAAGCAGGGACAGCGCGUGUCCCAGCACGUGUCCCAGCAGCUGACGUCUGUCUUCCAGCGCGCUCCAAGUCGCACCAUGCUCGCACUCCGAAGCAGCCUGAAGAGGAUGCUGGCCCCACAGGUUCUGGCGCAUCAGGUGUGCUCAUCUUUUACUGCUAGCCACAGACACCAAGAUGGAACGUUCUAUGAGUUUUGUACUUAUUACUUUAAACCCUCAAAUGUGGAAAAGUUCCUAAACAAUUUUAAGAAAAAUGUUCAUCUUCGGACAGCUCACUCUGAAUUGGUCGGAUUUUGGAGUGUAGGAUUUGGAGGCAGAAUAAACACAGUAUUCCACAUUUGGAAGUAUGAUAAUUAUGCUCACCGUGCUGCGGUUUACAAAGCCUUGGCCAAGGAUGGGGAAUGGCAAGAACGAUUCCACAUUCCAAGUUUGCCUUUGAUUGAUAAACAAGAGGUUGAGAUUACCUACUUGGUACCAUGGUGUAAAAUAAAAACGCCUCCCAAGGAAGGAAUCUAUGAACUGAAUACUUUUCAGAUGAAACCUGGUGGCCCAGCUCUAUGGGGUAACGCAUUUAAAAGGGCAGUAAAUGCCCAUGCUGAUCAAGGCUACGUUAAACUAAUUGGUGUGUUCCAUGCAGAGUAUGGAUUGCUCAACAGAGUUCACGUUCUGUGGUGGGCUGAGAACUUAGACACUCGGACAGCUGGGAAACAUCAAGCGCAUGAAAAUUCCAGAGUCGUGUCUUCUGUUCGGGAAAGUGUCAACUACCUGGAUACUCAGAAGAAUAUGUUCCUGAUUCCUUGGCCGUUUUCACCAUUGAAAUAGUUUCCUACCGAUGUUAGUAGCUGAUGUGAGAUGUGUCAGUGGCCAGUGCUUCAAUUCUCAAUAGGGAAUUAUUUCAACUUUUAUUUGAAGGAAGUGAAUACCUCCUCUGUAAGACAACCCUUUGUUCAAUGAGAUCAUAUUUCCAAGCUUGGGACCAUAUUUUUAAAUAAUUAAUAAAUACAUGAACUAUUUUAAUCUUG